Molecule: messenger RNA, 2823 nt
Organism: Adineta ricciae
Lineage: Eukaryota; Metazoa; Rotifera; Eurotatoria; Adinetida; Adinetidae
Source: the annotation of a GenBank genome assembly
AUGACUAAUCAUCAGGAUAAUGGGAAAUCGUUUGAACUUCACCAAAUUGGUUCAUCCAAUGAUAUGCCUCAAUCCAGUGGCAUUCGAUCCUACCAGAUUGUAAACGAUGGAACAGAUGACCAAUUUGUCUUAUAUGGAUAUAAUCGGUCGAUAGCACGAACAAUUAUAACCUGGAUAUUUAUUUUUCUAACAGUUGGAUUUCUUCGUUUGGUAUUCUAUUGGAAGCCUCAUUGGUUUGUACGAUGCUAUUGUACGCGAGCUGAUCUUGCUGUUGCUCAAUAUGUAUUAUUGAAAGAUCGAUAUCAACAAUGGUAUGUUGAAACUGUGCUGAAAGUCGAUCCAAAUUUAAAUCCGAAUGAUCCAAAUGAUUCUCGAAACUUCACGCCUGCAAAUCGUUCACGUUAUGAUCAUUUUUCUGAUCAACAACAGACAGAUGAUUCUACAGGUGAACCUUUUCUCAGCAGCAAUUCUGCUACGCUGCGUACAAGGAACAAAUAUCGACGAACGUUUUUUCUUCGGAAAUGGAUCUAUCAUCAUCGUCAUUGUCAAGAAAUGAUUUUGUGUGAAACCGAAAACAGAGCUGUUCAUCGAUAUUUCGUUAACAAACGAUGGCAUUAUGUUUGGCACGAAGCAGAAUAUAAAUUUACUAAACUUUUGGGUGUUGAAAACAAUGUCAAAUGUGAUUAUUUUAGUCAGAUUCGUCCACUUACAGUCGAAGAACGUGCACAAAAAAAAAUUAUAUAUGGUGAAAACAGCAUUGGUCUUCGUCUGACUCCUAUCUUUCGCUUGCUUAUUCAAGAAGUUCUUUCUCCAUUCUAUAUCUUUCAACUAUUUUCCUGCAUUCUCUGGUUUGCCGAUGAAUAUGUUACCUAUGCAUCAUGCAUUGUCUUUAUAACUGUUGUUUCGGUCAUACUAACAUUACGUGAAGUUCGAAAAAAUGAACGAGCUUUACGUGAUACAGUCCAUCAAUCAGAAGUAAACACUGUGAUUAUAUAUAAUCCCGAAACACACGAAGAAGAACAACGUGAUAUAAUUAGCGAAGAUCUCGUUCCAGGUGAUGUUAUCGUUAUCCGAAGUUCGUCAAUGAUGCAAUGUGAUGCUGUCCUAUUGAAUGGAAACGUUAUUGUCAAUGAAUCUAUGUUAACUGGUGAAAGUAUUCCUGUGACGAAAGUUCAAAUUCCUUAUUAUCAAUCAUCAGCUGAUCAUCCAGGACUUGACGAACCAUUCAGUAUUUCUGAGCACAAUCGAUUCAUUUUAUUUAGUGGAACAUCUGUUAUUCAAACGCGUUACUAUGGCGCUGGUGAAGUACGUGGUGUGGUCAUUCGGACAGCAUUCAACACGGCGAAAGGUGAAUUAAUCCGAUCGAUUCUUUAUCCAAAACCGGUUGAUUUUAAAUUCAACACCGAUACAUACAAAUAUGUUGGUGGUAUGGCAAUAAUUGCACUUGGUGGCAUGAUCUUUUCGUUAGUCAUGCGAAUUAUACGCGGUGAACCACCUGGUGUCAUUAUCAAACGUACCAUUGAUGUGACUACUAUCGCUGUUCCGCCUGCCCUUCCUGCCGCUCUUUCAGCGGGCCUCGUCUAUGCCCAAAAUCGUUUGAAAAAAAUGAAUAUUUUUUGUAUUAGUCCUCGUUCCAUCAACAUAUGUGGAUCAGUGAACACCGUUGUCUUCGAUAAAACAGGCACAUUGACAGAAGAUGGACUUGAUCUUCAAUGUGUCGUGCCUAUUACCCACUCAUAUGAUGCAAGCAAUACGAUGGAAAAAAUUGAAUUUGGCUCUCAAACAACUGAAGUGACAGAUUUAAAUUGGCGUGAUGAGGAAACACACAGUAUGAUCAUUGUCUGUAUGGCUGCUUGUCAUACUUUAACAAGAAUCAACGGUGAACUUGCUGGUGAUCCACUUGAUUUAAAAAUGCUUUCAUUUACUCAAUAUGAAUUAUAUGAACCAGCUGAAAAUGAACAAGCUAACUUUGAUAUGCUUUUUCCUACGAUUGUUCGACCUAUUAACUCGCCAAACAAUAUCGCACCACCGCCGGGUCGUCUUUCCGGCUCUGUCAGCUCAUUAAUUGCUGGAAAUAUUCCAUUUGAGAUUGGUAUUGUUCGACAAUUGCCAUUCAGUUCAUCAUUACAACGAACAAGUGUAAUUGUACGAAUUCUUGCCAAAGAUUCAUUUGAUUUAUUAACCAAAGGUUCACCGGAAAAAAUUGCCGAACUUUCAAGACCUGAGACAAUUCCGAAAAACUUCAAUGAAGUUCUUUCCACAUACGCUAAACAAGGCUAUCGGGUAUUAGCAAUGGCUUAUAAACCAUUAGAAUUGAACUACGUGAAAAUUCAACGAAUUGAACGAGAGAAAAUUGAACAUAGUCUAAUCUUUCUCGGUCUUGUCAUUAUGGAGAAUCGACUAAAGCCGCAAACGGAAGGAGUAUUAAAAGUUCUUUCAAAUGCAAAUAUUCGAACAAUUAUGUGCACUGGUGAUAACAUGUUGACAGCGUUAAGUGUUGCUCGUGAUUGUGAUAUGAUCCCGGAUGAUGCAAAAAUUAUCGCUAUUGAAGCAACUGAAUCGGACGAUACACCGACUUUCACUUAUGCUCAAGUUUAUAAUCGAAGAGUGAAAGAAGUUCGUUAUGAUCAAAGUUCGCAUCGUUUGAUUGAACUUGAUCGUCGAACACCGUAUCAUUUUGCUAUAUCUGGCAAAUCUUUCCAAGUUGUACGUGAGAAACAUCCUGAAUUAUUACGUCGGUUGUGCGUUCGUGGUACUGUUUUCGCACGAAUGCUACCUGAACAAAAACAACAACUGAUUGAAACGCUUCAAGAACUUGGGUAA